CCGAAACGGCAAAGGAACAGAUUAUAAUUGCUUUCAUGGCGGCUGAAACAACCUAAAUUCCAUCCUCGCUGGAGGUUUUCCUUCUUUGAUUAUGGCGUCUUCUUCUUCUUCUUCUUCUUCCGCCAUUGAUGAAACCUUUCGGUUAGAGGAGAGAGGAUCUAAUCGGAUCGAGGAGGAAUCGGAUCUGGAAGUCGGAGUUUCGUAUUCCUCUUCUGGAGGUUUCUUCGAAUUCGGAUCGUGGCUGUCUCGGAGCAGUAGUGUUCGAUGCCGAUAUGUAUCGCUGCAAGCGCAGCGGCAGAACGACGAGGAAGUGAAUCAGAGUUGGAUGAUGAAGAAGGUGAAGAGGUUCGAGGAGAUUAUACAAGCUAUGGCUAGGUCGAAGUGGAGAAGCUUCAUUAACGGAAUAGUUAACAAGAGACGCAGUGUGAGGUUUCAGUAUGAUCCGAGGAGUUAUGCGCUGAACUUUGACCACGGGAUCGGAGAAGAUGGCAGCGGAGGUGGCCGCCAUGGUUACAGUCCGCCGUCUGAAUCGCCAAUGGGAUUGGGGAUUCGGAUGAAUAGGAGCGAGAUAUGAUGCGAUCAUGCAAAUAGUGUUCGAUAACUUCCAUCGGUUCUUCCCAAUUCAUAUUUUAUGUACAUUACUUAUUUUUUUUUA
This is a messenger RNA of Cucurbita maxima (winter squash), 655 nucleotides long. RefSeq lists its product as uncharacterized. The transcript has a single exon. Bases 92 to 574 code for a protein of 160 amino acids. NCBI's taxonomy places the organism in Eukaryota, Viridiplantae, Streptophyta, Magnoliopsida, Cucurbitales, Cucurbitaceae. The record is from RefSeq and is a predicted model, not a curated record.